Messenger RNA from Leopardus geoffroyi (Geoffroy's cat), 1869 nucleotides. RefSeq names its product paraoxonase 3 (gene PON3). Gene Ontology annotation, cellular component: extracellular region. Gene Ontology annotation, molecular function: arylesterase activity. Bases 66 to 1130 code for a protein of 354 amino acids. The transcript has 9 exons. The record is from RefSeq and is a predicted model, not a curated record. Lineage: Eukaryota; Metazoa; Chordata; Mammalia; Carnivora; Felidae.
GAACCUGCCGACCUGCCCUCCGGGAGUGCACUGCGUCGGCUUGUCACCACGGGGCCCCGGAGAUCAUGGGGAAGCUGGUGCUGCUGACCCUGCUUGGGGCCGUCCUGGCCCUAAUAGGGGAGAGAUUAGUGGCGUUUAGACAAAGAAUGAAUGCAUCUCGAGCAGUGGAGCCAGUAGACCUCCCAAACUGCCACCUUAUUGAGGGACUUGAAAAUGGCUCUGAAGAUAUUGAUAUACUUCCUAAUGGGCUGGCUUUUAUUUCCAGUGGAUUAAAAUAUCCAGGCAUGCCAAACUUUGCAUCAGAUGAGCCAGGACAGAUUUUCUUGAUGGAUCUGAAUGAGCAAAACCCAAGAGUCCAGGCACUAAACAUCAGUGAUGGUUUUGACAGAGCAUCAUUUAAUCCACACGGAAUCAGUACUUUCAUCGACAAAGACCAUACCGUGUAUCUUUAUGUUGUGAAUCACCCCCACAUGAAGUCCACGGUGGAGAAAUUUAAAUUUGAGGAACAACAACGUUCUCUUGUACACCUGAAAACUAUAAAACAUGAACUUCUCACAAGCGUGAAUGACAUUGUGGUUCUUGGACCAGAACAGUUCUAUGCCACCAGAGAUCACUAUUUUACCAACUUCUUCUUGGUACUAUUAGAGAUGAUCAUGGAUCUUCGCUGGACUGAUGUUCUUUUCUACAGUCCAAGAGAGGUCAAAGUGGUAGCCAAAGGAUUUAGUUCUGCCAAUGGGAUCACAGUCUCACUAGACAAAAAGUAUAUCUAUGUAGCUGAUGUAUUGGCUCAGAACGUUCAUGUACUGAAUAAACGUGGUAACUGGGAUUUAACUCAAGUGAAGGUAAUACAGUUGGGCACGUUAGUGGAUAACUUAACUGUGGAUCCUGACACCGGAGAUAUUUUGGCAGGAUGCCAUCCUAAUGCCAUGAAGCUGCUGAUCUAUAACCCUGAGGAUCCUCCAGGGUCAGAAGUGCUUCGCAUCCAGGAUGUUUUGUCUGAGAAGCCCAAAAUAAGCACCAAGUAUGCCAAUAAUGGCUCUGUGCUUCAGGGAAGCUCUGUGGCUUCUGUGUACCACGGGAAACUUCUCAUAGGCACCGUAUUUCACAAAGCUUUGUACUGUUUGUUCUAGACUCUAGACAUUCCAAAAAAUCUUGUCAACCAACGAAAGACAAAACUGCAAGCUGCAAAAUAAAAUAAAUGUGUUUAUUUGGGGUCUUAGGGAUUGCAAUGUGGGAGACACAGAUUUGACUGGAAUUGAAAGCUUGCUCUAGAGAGACAAAGGAGGUUGGAGUUUUUAAAGAGGAAAGGGGGGGCUUACUGAAGUUGUUUGAAGAAAAGGUCCUCAGUGUUGGUAUGGCUACAGUGACACCAAUCCAUGUGUGAUUCGUUGCUAGGGCUAGACAGCGCAUUUAGGUCCAUUUUAUUUUUUUAUUUGAUUUCAUUUUAUUUUUUGAAAGAAAGCGCAUGCACACACACACACGUGAAUGGGGGAGGAGCAGACGGAGAGGGAGAGAGAGAAUUUUAAGCAGGCUCCACACCCAGCAUGGAGGAGCUCAGUCCCAGGACCCACAAUAGUGAGAUCCAUGACCUGAGCCAAAAUCAAGAAUGGACGAUUAACUGAGCCAUUCAUGUGCCCCGUUUAUGCCCAUUUUAUGCGCCCGUUUAUGCCCACAUGGUAGAUGCCUUGGCUUUUAGUUUGUUUAUCACAAAUUCUGAGAAUUUGAUAGAGAAGAUGUGCAUAAGCCCCACCUCCUCAGUGUCCUCCCGGCUCCAUUUUAAAUAACUCUGUUAGUAAUGGUUAUUCCAUUUUAUUGUCUCCGUUGUCAGUCGACAUGUUUGGUAAAAAUAAAACGCUAAUUAUGUGAUAA